AUGGGGAUCAGGUCCAGAAAUGCCACUAACGCCGAGAAUUUACGGGAGCCUAAAAACUCGCUGGCCGGAGAACUGGAGCAGUGCGCGGGGCAGGAAAGAGACGGCACGCUGCUCCUUGUCGGGGCGGGAAAGGAACCAGACUAUAAAAGGGGCUCUCAGGGCAUCGGGCUUCUCGCCAAGACACCACUGGGUUACACGCGCCCAGUGAAAAGGAAUAACAUCCGUAAACGGCGGAUUCAGAAUCUCAUCUAUGACGCGCUCGAGAGACCGCGAGGAUGGGCCCUGUUGUACCACGCGUUUGUAUUCCUGAUAGUUCUGGGAUGUCUAAUUCUGGCCAUUUUAACGACGUUCAAAGAACAUGAGAAAGCGUCUGCUUAUUGGCUGGUCAUCCUGGAGACGUUGACGAUCUUUGUGUUUGGUGCUGAGUUUGCUCUGAGAGUGUGGGCUGCAGGAUGCUGCUGCAGGUAUAAAGGAUGGAGAGGACGUCUUCGCUUCGCCAGGAAACCACUCUGCAUACUGGAUAUCUUUGUGUUAAUUGCGUCAGUGCCAGUGGUUGCCGUGCGUAACCAAGGAAAUGUGUUGGCAACGUCGUUGCGCAGUCUGCGCUUCCUGCAGAUCCUGCGCAUGCUCCGCAUGGACCGACGCGGAGGGACCUGGAAACUGCUGGGGUCCGCCAUAUACGCACACAGCAAGGAGCUGAUCACUGCCUGGUACAUUGGCUUCCUCUCUCUGAUCCUGGCCUCGUUCCUUGUCUACCUGGUGGAGAAGGAUGAUGUGAGUGUGGAGGUGACAGAGAGUGAUGGAACGACCCCUGCACCACACCCACAAGAUUUCGACACCUACGCAGAUGCUCUGUGGUGGGGCCUGAUCACCUUGACAACCAUUGGGUACGGAGAUAAAACCCCCAAAACAUGGGCGGGGCGUCUGCUGGCUGGAACAUUUGCUCUGCUUGGCGUGUCCUUCUUCGCCCUUCCGGCUGGUAUUCUGGGCUCGGGUCUGGCCCUGAAGGUACAGGAACAGCACCGACAGAAGCACUUUGAGAAACGCAGACACCCUGCAGCUGGGCUUAUACAGGCAGCGUGGAGAUAUUAUGCCACCAACCCAGUCCGAGAGGAUCUUAUAGCCACGUGGAGAUUCUACGAGACCGUCAUCACUUGGCCCUGCUUCAGGAAAGAUCAUCUGGAGGGUAUAGCCAGUCAGAAGCUGAGUUUGCUGGAGCGGGUUCGCUUGCCGACACCGCGACCCUCGUCAUUACGCGGGAGGCUGAUGAUGCCAGGCGGUAACCCGGGGACGGGGAACUGUGGCCCCACCGAGGCCAUAGAGAGUCCGUCUAAAGAGGCCAAACCUGCCAGUGGCUUCAGUAACAGGGAGAGAUUCAGGACCGCAUUUAGGAUGAAGGCCUAUGCUCUCCGUCAGAGUUCAGAGGACGCAGGAGUGGUGCCUGACCCAAACCCUGAGGAGAGGGGCUUUCCCCCCGACAUACUCAUGGAGGAGAUGAUUCCUACCCUCAAAUUAGUCAUCCGAGCAGUGAGGAUCAUUUUGUUCCUGUUGAGUAAGAAGCAUUUUAAGGAGACUCUGAGGCCAUAUGACGUGAAGGAUGUGAUAGAGCAGUACUCCGCCGGACACCUGGACAUGCUCUCUCGCAUCAAAUAUCUCCAGUCACGGAUUGACCUGAUUCUUACCCCUGGCCCUCCCCUCACACCAAAACACAAGAAACCACAAAAAACUCCUUUCCAGUACCCCUCACAGCAGUCGCCCAGACACGAAUCCUAUUUAGCCAAAGCAGGUCUUCCUGACACUGAGGACCAAAGCAUGAUGGGUAGAUUUGUCCGAGUGGAAAGACAGGUGGAAGACAUGGAGAGAAAACUGGACUUUCUCGUUGACAUGCACAUGCAGCACGAUUGCUCAGGCUCCGCCCACAUGACCAUGGAGCACUGCGACCAGACCGUGACCGUUAGCGUUAGCGGAGACCGCGUCUACUGCAGCUACGCGCCACCAUUGCACUAUACACCUUAUUACGCACACACACCCUCUGCACACACACACACUCACACCCAGUCCACUCGAUCCACCCAGCCAGCCAGACCCACCGUGUUACCCAUCAGCCCACUGCCAAGCCACUCCCCCUCUGGUUACAGCCUAUCAGAGGGCGUGUGUGUCGGUCGAAGGGUGGGGACUCCUCUCUCUAUGCUGUCUGUCACUCAUGAGGAACUGGAGCGAUCACCCAGUGGAUUCAGCAUCUCCGCAGAGAGGGAAGAGGUCACCGCAAGGUCAGGGGUCACAGGAGGGUCAAACUGGGGUCGGGAUCGGCGUUAUUUGGCAGAGGGUGAGACCGAUACAGACACGGACCCUUUCACCCCCAGUGGACCUGUGCCUCUGUCCUCUAAUGGGGAGGGCUUUACCCCGGACGCUGCCUGGACCACGCCCCCCUAA
Messenger RNA from Chanos chanos (milkfish), 2433 nucleotides. RefSeq names its product potassium voltage-gated channel, KQT-like subfamily, member 3 (gene kcnq3). Gene Ontology annotation, biological process: potassium ion transmembrane transport. NCBI's taxonomy places the organism in Eukaryota, Metazoa, Chordata, Actinopteri, Gonorynchiformes, Chanidae. The record is from RefSeq and is a predicted model, not a curated record. Gene Ontology annotation, cellular component: voltage-gated potassium channel complex; membrane. Gene Ontology annotation, molecular function: voltage-gated potassium channel activity. The transcript is spliced from 15 exons. Bases 1 to 2433 code for a protein of 810 amino acids.